UAGUGUAACGUUGCGCGGUGGAUCAGGGCCAUCCUCUCGGGAAUAAAAUUCUCGCAUACCACUUCGCUUCUCCCGUCGUCCGUCCGCCGAGUCCGCGAACCCCGAACCCUCAGGCGCGCUAGAAGGCAAACCGGGAAAUUAGUUAAUUGAGCGGAGUUAGGGCUUUUAGUGCGAGCGAUUUGCCGCGGAGAUGUCGAAGCUGAUGCCGAAUUUGGAUCAGCAGAGCACCAAGGUGCUUAAUCUGACUGUGCUUCAGAGGAUCGAUCCCUAUGUAGAGGAGAUCUUAAUGACUGCCGCACACGUUACUUUCUACGAAUUCAGCAUAGAGCAGAAUCGAUGGAGUCGGAAGGACGUGGAAGGCUCUCUAUUUGUUGUAAAGAGAAAUACCCAGCCUAGAUUUCAAUUUAUUGUGAUGAACCGGCGCAGCACAGAUAAUCUGGUGGAGGAUCUUUUGGGGGAUUUUGAGUACGAAGUCCAAAUCCCAUAUUUGUUGUACAGGAAUGCUUCCCAAGAAGUUAAUGGAAUAUGGUUUUACAAUUCACAUGAUUGUGAAGCUAUUGCAAGUCUUUUCAACAGGAUACUUAAUGCAUUCUCCAAAGCACAUCCUAAAUCUAAAGUGCCUGCGAACAAGAGCAGUGAGUUUGAGGAGUUGGAAGCUACACCAAGUUUGUCUGUCAUUGAAGGUCCAUUGGAGCCACAAAUUGCAUCUUCUGCUGCAGUUCCUGAUGUUUCUGAGGAGUCAUUUGUAAACUUUUUCAGUACAGGUAUGAGCAUUGGAAAUGUAUCCAAUACAACGAUACCUGGAUCUCUACAUCAGUCUUCUACUCCAACUCCUCACACACCUAGCGUGCCACUACCUCUUGUCUCAACAAUUCAAACUGCACCUUCUUUGCCAUCCUCAUCUCCUCCCCUAAUGUCUGUACUUGAUACUCUUGAAGCUAAUGGUGGAAAUAACCUCAUUACUAGUCUUGUGAAGCCUUCCUUAUUUGCACCUUCACCUUCAUCUUCUGCAUUAUUGAUGCCACCGAUUUCAUCUUCUGUACCUACUGCUCCUCCUCUUCAUCCUCCGGUCACCAUGCAGCGUCCAUAUGGCACUCCACUUCUCCAACCCUUUCCACCACCCAAUCCACCUCCUUCCCUCACUCCCACGCAAAACUAUGGUUCAGUCAUUACUAGAGACAAGGUCCGUGAUGCUUUACUGAGGCUUGUACAGAACAAUCAAUUCAUAGACUUGGUGUAUCGGGAGAUGCUCAAUUCUCACUUUCCAUAGCAGAACUGAAGCAUGUGUAUUUCAAUGGUUGCAGAAGAUUCGUCUCCUGAACUCUCUGAUUUUGUGCUUGUAAGUGCAUCUCAGUGUAUAGCUAUGGACUUAUUAAGGCUUUCAGUGUUUUGGGACUUCUUGUUUAAGACAGAUCUUCUUGCCGAUAUGCUCAGUAAGUUUGUAUGGAUGCGAAAUUUGUUCUUCCAUUUUUGGUUUGCCUUUGUGCUUCACGCUCUAUAUAUAUUUUUCCUAUUACCUCUCA
This is a messenger RNA of Dendrobium catenatum, 1523 nucleotides long. Its product is annotated as mRNA-decapping enzyme-like protein. Bases 191 to 1270 code for a protein of 359 amino acids. Lineage: Eukaryota; Viridiplantae; Streptophyta; Magnoliopsida; Asparagales; Orchidaceae. The transcript is spliced from 8 exons. The record is from RefSeq and is a predicted model, not a curated record. Gene Ontology annotation, cellular component: P-body. Gene Ontology annotation, molecular function: enzyme activator activity; mRNA binding. Gene Ontology annotation, biological process: positive regulation of catalytic activity; deadenylation-dependent decapping of nuclear-transcribed mRNA; deadenylation-independent decapping of nuclear-transcribed mRNA.